This is a messenger RNA of Dimorphilus gyrociliatus, 1442 nucleotides long. NCBI's taxonomy places the organism in Eukaryota, Metazoa, Annelida, Polychaeta, Dinophilidae. The record is from the annotation of a GenBank genome assembly.
ACAUGACUCCAAAUCACGUGAUACGCCUUUGUUAUGUACUUUUUAGAUAGUUGUUGAAGUGUCACAGAGAAAUGAUUAUUAAAAUUUCGUGGCUUGCAAGCUUGCUUCUCGUUUUUGCUGAAUGUCGUUAUGAACCAAACUGGGACUCUCUAGACAGCCGACCCAAUCCAGCUUGGUAUGAUGAGGCAAAGUUUGGAAUAUUCAUACAUUGGGGAGUUUUCUCCGUGCCAUCUUUCGGGAGCGAGUGGUUCUGGAAUUAUUGGCAUUCGGGUUCAAAGAGCUACGUUGACUUCGUAAAGUCUAAUUAUAGACCAGGAUGGACAUACGCAGAUUUUGCAAAAGAUUUUACUGCUGAAUUUUAUAAUGCGACUCAGUGGACAGAAUUAUUUAAAGAUGCGGGAGCAAAAUAUAUUGUACUUGUCACAAAGCAUCACGAAGGAUUUUGCAAUUGGCCUACUAAUGUAUCUUUUAAUUGGAAUUCUAAAGCAGUUGGUCCAAAUCGAGAUCUUGUUGGUGAAUUAGCCAAUGCCAUCAGAAAAAAUUCCGAUAUUCAUUUUGGUAUUUACCAUUCUCUCUUUGAAUGGUUCAAUCCUAUCUAUUUAGGUGACAAGGCCAGAAAAUUUCAAACGCAAGAGUUUGUUAAUGGGAAAACAAUGCCUGAAUUGUAUGAACUGGUUAAUAAUUAUAAACCUGAUAUUAUUUGGUCUGAUGGUGACGGUGGAGUCACCUAUAAAUACUGGAAAAGUGAAGAGUUCAUUGCUUGGUUAUUCAAUGACAGCCCAGUCAAGGAUACCGUUUUAACUAACGAUAGAUGGGGAAGUGGUACUAUGUGUAAACACGGUAGCUUUCUUACAUGUGCUGAUCGCUAUGUUCCUGGUAAACCACUAAAGAAAAAAUGGGAAAAUGCUAUGACAAUUGAUAAACACAGCUGGGGUUAUAGAAGAGAAGCCAAACUUGAAGAUCUAUUGAAUAUGGAAGAUAUUAUUCAACUUUUUGUGAAAACCAUAAGUUUGGGAGGUAACAUGCUAAUGAAUGUUGGACCAACUCAUGAUGGAAGAAUUGCACCAAUUUAUGAAGAAAGAUUGAGGGACUUUGGUCAAUGGAUGAAAGUAAAUCAAGAAGGAAUUUAUGGCUCAAAAAUUUGGACCAGUCAAAAUGAUUCUCUAACUAGCGAUGUCUGGUAUACGAAAAAAAAUGACGCCGUUUAUGCUUUCGUUUUAAAAUGGCCGAAUAAUAAUCAGCUUGCACUGGGAAGUGUUAUCGGUAGGCAGGGUAUGACCAUUGAAAUGAUAGGGUAUGGAUCCUUGUCGUGGAAAUCAGCUUCAAGAGGUGUAAUUGUAGAUAUGAAUAUUCCAGCCGUUAAGUUACCUUGCAGAUGGGCUUGGGUUUUAAAAAUUAAAUAUCCUCGCAGAAAAAUCAUGAAAAUGACUGUGAUAAAUUAA